Messenger RNA from Naegleria gruberi, 1128 nucleotides. RefSeq lists its product as uncharacterized. NCBI's taxonomy places the organism in Eukaryota, Heterolobosea, Eutetramitea, Acrasida, Naegleriidae. The record is from RefSeq and is a predicted model, not a curated record. Gene Ontology annotation, cellular component: membrane. The transcript has a single exon. Gene Ontology annotation, molecular function: sphingosine N-acyltransferase activity. Gene Ontology annotation, biological process: ceramide biosynthetic process. Bases 1 to 1128 code for a protein of 375 amino acids.
AUGUCUUCAUCUCAAACAGCUGCUGGUGGUAACUUGUUUUAUCACGUGGUUGAUUCUUGGUUCGGAGUGAUGGGAUCUAAUAAUUCCUAUCUUUAUACACAAAAAGAAGGUAUUAUAAAUGGUCCACCGCAUUCCUUCCCUAUGAUUUUUGGUAGUAAUGAACCUGCACCAAUAAGAAGAAGUAAUUGGCUUUAUCAAGAUACACAAUUUGUAUUAAUUUCUGCUGUGAUUAUCUUUAUUGUUAGACGACUUGUUAUUGAAAAAAUUGUUGCUCACUUAUUUGGAUUGAACAAGAAAUCAAAUGAUAAAAAGGAUGAAAAGGAAGCUGCAGCUAAAGCUCACAGAGUUCAAGAAAAUACUUGGUUUUCUCUUUAUUAUACAAUAUCAUCAAUUGCAGGCUUUUUAAUUUUGCAACAAACUCCGUGGUUAUUUGAUUUAAAUCAUUUAAUUAUUGGUUAUCCUGAACAACACACUGGCUUUGAAUAUCCACUUAUGAGAGAAUAUUUGCUUGUAGGAGCAGGUUUCUAUGUUCAAGCUUUAUUUACACUGAUUUUUGUUGAUGAAAAGAUGAAGGAUUUCUGGGAAAUGCUCGUUCAUCACUUGGUUACUAUUGGCUUGAUUUAUGGUUGUAUUUCCGUUUAUUAUCAUCGUAUUGGAACAUUAGUAUUAAUUUUACAUGAUGUUGUCGAUAUUUUUCUCUACUGUGCCAAGGCUUCUAAACACAUGAAAGCAAGGGAAUCCACCACUACAGCAUUAUUUGUUCUCUUUGUGUUGGCUUUCUUAUUGUUGAGAUUAAUUUACUUCCCAUCACUUAUUCUUAAAUCAUUGACAAAUUAUGCAGGUUGGGAUUAUCCAUCAAGAUAUUAUCUGGUACGUUAUGUGAGUGAUUCCGUGACUCCUAUUGAAGUUAGUGAUUAUGGUAUUUGCCUCCAACGUUAUUGUUUAAGUCCAUAUUGGGCUUUGAUCGCUUUGAUGGCAAUGUUGGUUUGUCUUCACAUCUUUUGGUUUUCCUUAAUUUCAAAGAUUGUUUGGAGAAAAUUAGUUGGAAGAGGAUUGGAUGAUAUCAGAGAAGAUGACGUGGAUGAUUCCGAUGAUGAGGAUGACAAGAAGAAGAAAAAGAAGGAUUAA